CAGUAGAAAAAGUCUAUAUACAGUGUGCGCAAAUGAGGUAGGAUAAGGGAGGUAAGGCAAUAAAUAGGCCAUAGUGGUGAAAUAAUUACAAUAUUGCAAUUAAACACUGGAGUGAUAAAUGUACAGAUGUACAUUCUCACACUUAUGUCAAAUGAAUUUAAGAAUAACUCAAGGAUUAGAUAUCUGUACCUAAAGUCAGGAGUGACCGACAUAUUCUUUGGAAACGUUGCCAACAACCCCAGGCAGUACGGAAGAGCUGGUUGAAACACUGGCCCUUGUCAUGCUUCUCCUCUUCUCUCAUACAUUUUGAAUUUCUAAAAGUCUAAAAAGUUGAAUAAGAGAAAGUUUUCAUCAAAUGUUUGUCUACUAAACCUUGACAGAUUAAAACAUAUAAAAGUCAUGUAAAUCUCUAUUUGGACCAGAAGUGCUCAGGUUUGUUAGGGUUGCGUAAAUUCAAAUCUGGUAUCAGGAUAAAUAUAACAAUGAGUCACCAAUUUUAUACUAUGUAUUUUUUAUUAGCUAAGUAAUAAAUGGCAAAUGCAACUUUCGUAUAUACGGGCUCACUGUAAUACCACGCAGGGCAGAACAGAGAACUGACAAGACGUAUGUAAAACAGUAUUCUUUAUACUGUGAUAGACAUAGUUCCAACCCGUCUGUUGGCCUAUCACAGUAGAGACUGGGCGUGGUUUAAACUUGCCCAGCCUAUUGCAGGCGCUCAGGCGGGUCCCCGCCUCUUGGCGCUUCUUGGAGUUCUCCCUCCUCGAUGUAUAGAUCCUUACUGUUUUGGUAUCGCAGCCUAGUUAGAACAGUUGCUCAGUUCCUGCUAUUGUGUUGUUCAGUAUUUUUCCAUCUCAGUUAAACCUCGCGAUGACCACCCCUCCCUAUCACAACUUUGUAAGAUACAGCAAGUCACACCAUGUGCUCAAUAUUGUUACAUACAAACACAAGGACAAAGCUUCUGCUGGGCUGUUAUCUACAGUUUUGCAACAUCCAGGUCGCACCAUGUUACUCAGUUCUUGUCACACACAAACAGGCAAGUAGCAAGCAGUUGUUUAAUCUCAUAAUGAUGCUCCAGUGCACACAUGCAGACACCUCACACAACCAACAUCAGAUGAUAUUUAAUCAUAUAUAUACUAAUGGCUAUAAUGUAAAACACAGGAUCCAACAGGCUCUAUGCAUGCAGUGUUUAGUGAGACACGGGGAGUAUUUUGUGCUGAGCUGUGGUGAGAUCACAUUUUGUUCAAGAGAACACAUUGACAGUAGCCUCCCUUUGAGAGCUGUUGUUCUGUGUUGCUGGCUCUCUAAUAUGGGCGGUGGUGACAAAGACAACUGUGUUGGGCUUGAAAAACAACUAAACAGUGUCGGUUUGCUGUUACAUGCAUGCAGAAGACAACUUUUUGAAAUUGAAUUUGGCUUAAACUUUCUGAAAAGCUUGUCACUUCUGGAGAAUUGAGAUGUGCAUGAAAGCUGGAGCAAUCAAUCAAACAAAACUUGCAAUAAACCAGAUAAAUGGUAACCUGGCAAGUCCAUAGACUUUAUUUACUUGAUAUCAGCUUUUAUUCAGCACGUGCAUUGCAUUGUAUGCAUAAUGCAUUACAUCCGUACACAUUGGAGCUGGCAGCCAUACAGUUGCUUCUUUUUUUUUUACACCAGAGGGGGGCAUUACUACCUCUAGUCUAGACCGGCGUCACUGGUCUCCUGGCAACAGCCCGGACGAGUUCUUGAUCAACGUUCCAAAUAGAAUGCUGUACAGAAAAGGAGUGCAUGUUUCGCGUUGAGAAACAUGGGCCAGCCUUGUACAAGAAGAAACAACUACCCUCCAAGAAAGUGUACUGUUUCAUGUCUUCUAUAAAUGUGUAUCUAUAACAACAAGACUGCCGACAAAUUUCAGAACGUGCGUAAAUUAAUUUAAGGUAAAAUACCAAGUGCUGUCAGCAGGCAAAAUAGUGCAAGAGUGUGCGUCCAACAACAAACAAAUAACAGUGAACUACGAAAAGAUAGGACGACCAAGAAGAAGCAAAGGUUUGGGGUGGUGGUAGGCUAUGAGGAGAUGCAACAUUUUGUUACUCUUUCGACUUUUAGAAAAUGUAACAUUUUGUUUUGCGACGUUAAACGCAUCUGAUUAUUGCGUAAACCAUUGGGACUGUAUUCAUGUAUGCUGUUUCGAGAGACCGUCACUUUCCAUCAAAUAAACUGUGAAAUAACGAUUUAUUUCAUCAAGAAGGCACACAAAACGACUUGCCAAGUAGUUCCGAACCAUGAUGAAAUUCCAUAAUUCGGACCUAUGGAUUGCUUGGCUGGUUUUAUUUUGCAUGGAAGUGAGCGUGAGGGCGUUGGAUGUCACAGUGACCCAGAGCAGCAUCCAGGUAGCUCGCGGCCAGGCAGCCAUCUUGCCCUGCUCCUUCUCCACCAGUGCUGCCCUCAACAACCUCAACAUUAUCUGGAUGGUCAUCCCGCUGUCCAAUGCCAACCAGCCCGAACAGGUGAUCAUCUACCAAGGUGGCCAAGUGUUCAGUCUAGCCAACCACUUAAAUGGCCGGGUGGGUUUCGUGGCCACCAUGCCGAGUACAAGUGCCUCUAUCUUCAUCAACAACACCCAGCUGUCAGACACGGGGACCUACCAGUGCCUGGUCAACAACCUCCCCGACAGAGGGGGGCGCAACAUCGGGGUCAUCGGCCUCACCGUGCUGGUGCCCCCGUCGGUGCCCUCAUGCCGUGUCCAGGGCACGCUGGACGUGGGCGCUGACAUCAUGCUGAUGUGCAGCAGCGAGGAGGGGAUCCCCACGCCCAGCUACACCUGGGUGAAACUGGAGUCGCUGCCCAAGCUGCCCCACACCGCCAUGCAAGACCAGAUGCAAGGGACCGUAACACUGAGGAACAUCAGUACCAGUACCUCUGGUCUGUACCAGUGUACAGCCUCCAACGCCAUCGCCAAGAGCACCUGUCUACUCAACCUGCAGGUUGUGGCUCCCCAGCCCCAGAGUGUGGGUCUCAUAGCUGGCACCAUCGCCACAGGCGUGUUGGCUGUCAUCAUCUGCUCCCUACUGGUGCUGGUGACACUCUUCUACUGGAAGAACAAGAACAAAUACGAGGAGGAGGAGAUACCCAACGAGAUCAGGGAGGACGACCUGCCCCCUAAGAGGUCGUCUUCAGUGAAAGCGUUUCACGCCGAUGCCUCAUCCUCUGAGAACGACACCCUGACGUCCACCAACACCUACAACAGCCGCUAUUGGCACAACCCCAAGCCCAACUACGACACCAACUCCUACACCCGCUACAACGGCGACACGCGCCAGACGUUCUCUACGGGGCAGGCGGGUCACACAGGUCAAACGGGGGGACAUGCAGCGCACACAGGACACGGGACGCUAGCUCCGCCGGGCUCCGCACCCCUGGCCCGCCAGGCCUACUCUAAUGGUAGCCACACACUCCCCCCGCCCAAGACUCUGGUGGUCACCACCAACUCCGCCCCCUCCCCUCCCACCAUGGUGCGCAGCAAUGGCUCGGUGAUCCUGAAGCCCGUGACGGUGGCAUCGCAUGGCGGGUACACACACUCGUACGCCGUAAGCCAGGCCACGCUGGAGCGCAUGGGCGCCGUGCCCGUCAUGGUGCCAGCCCAGAGCAGAGCAGGCUCUCUGGUCUAAAGUAAACUGUUACUGGGCUGAACCAGCCUGCCUCCCCACUUCUCUGAUUCUCCCUUUUUAACUCAUAAACAGGAUUUUACAAUACCGACUUCAUCUAAUGCCAACGUCUCCAAGUUUAGGACCCCGUUUAAAAGCAGCUCCAGGUGUUCUAUUCCUAUUGGUUGGUUUUGUAUCUCUUCUUGGGUGUGGUUGUCUCGCACUGGUUCCUUGGAUUAAAUGGCUGUAACCAAUGGGAUUAUCGCACAAA
Messenger RNA from Oncorhynchus gorbuscha (pink salmon), 3891 nucleotides. RefSeq names its product immunoglobulin superfamily member 11-like. The transcript has 7 exons. Gene Ontology annotation, cellular component: cell-cell junction. The record is from RefSeq and is a predicted model, not a curated record. Bases 2259 to 3644 code for a protein of 461 amino acids. Gene Ontology annotation, biological process: homophilic cell-cell adhesion. NCBI's taxonomy places the organism in Eukaryota, Metazoa, Chordata, Actinopteri, Salmoniformes, Salmonidae. Gene Ontology annotation, molecular function: ionotropic glutamate receptor binding.